AUGGCUGCCAAGGCGCGCGCCUUGGCCGUGUACGUGCACUGGCCAUUCUGCUCUCGAAUAUGUACCUACUGUGAUUUUGUCAAGUAUCCAGCCAUCAAGCAGCCGGCAUGGUUUCGUGGGGCCGGUCGCGGGGCUGACCCAACGCACGAUGAGGUGCUGCAGGCCUAUCGGCGACAGCUGACACAGCUCGUACAACAGCUGCCAAGCCCCAACACUCAGCGACAGCUGACUUCUCUCUACUUUGGUGGUGGAACCCCGUCCCUCAUGUCCCCCUCCCUCUUGCGUCGUCUCGUGGAUCUGGUCUACACCAUGUUUCCCCCUUCCAGCCACCCUGUUGAGAUUACCCUUGAAGCAAAUCCAGACAACAUUACCCGUGACACCCUGGCUCGAUGGCAAACAGCUGGCAUCAACCGCCUCUCGAUUGGUGUUCAGGCCAUACGGGACCCCCUGCUCCAAGCUCUUGGUCGCCAGCACUCAGCUGAAGUGGCACUGCGUGUUGUCAAGCAGGCACAAGACGUCUUUGGUUCAACGGGUGUCUCGCUGGAUCUCAUGUUUGGUCUUCCAGGCCAAGCGCUGGACGACUGGUGCACCGACCUGGACCAUGUCUUGACCGAGCUCAAGCCUGCGCACAUGUCCAUCUACGAGCUCACCGUCAAGCGUGGCACCAUCUUGUACCACCAGACCAAGUUGGGCCUGAAAGUUCCAGAUCCAGAUGACUACUACUUUGCAACACAGGAUAUUUGCAGUGCCCAUGGUCUCGAACGCUACGAAGUUAGCAACUACGCCCAGUCUCCAACCAUGUUUUCGCGCCACAACAUGGCCUACUGGCGUGGUACAGACUAUCUGGGCAUCGGACCUGGUGCCGUGACUUCUACGAUUGAUCUGGUUUCUCGUCAACUCGUGCUCUGUUACCAGGCCAAAUCUAUGUACCUGGCAGUGCCCUCGCCUUUCAAGCGCCAGCCAGUAUUGAGGUACCAACAAGUGCACACAUGCUUACUUACCCUGCGCGAUGGCGAUGGCUGCAUGGCAACUCUUCGUCAGCGCUGGCGCCUAGACGGCAUGGAUCAAGCUUUGAUCAAACGCACAAUGGAGGAGGCCGUGACGGAUAUCGUGGCCUUUCUGUGCCGUACGCGGGAGCCUUUUGAUCUGGCCCAAGUUGCCGCCCAUUUUGGUGUCAGCUUGCAGCCCAAGGCGCGCAAGGAGCUGCAGCAAUUGGCGCAGGCAGGCUUGCUCGAGUACUCUGAGAAAAUCCAGCCUACAGCCUGGGCAUCACGCUUCAACCAACCCAUCACUGAAGCCGGCCAUUUGCCAGCCAGCAUUCGGCUCACGGGCAAAGGCUUGGAUGUUUGUAACAGGCUCAGCACAACCGUGGCCGAGCUACUCUUGGUAUAG
This is a messenger RNA of Monosiga brevicollis MX1, 1392 nucleotides long. RefSeq lists its product as uncharacterized. Gene Ontology annotation, cellular component: cytoplasm. The coding region runs from base 1 to 1392 and encodes 463 amino acids. Gene Ontology annotation, molecular function: coproporphyrinogen oxidase activity; 4 iron, 4 sulfur cluster binding. Lineage: Eukaryota; Choanoflagellata; Craspedida; Salpingoecidae. Gene Ontology annotation, biological process: porphyrin-containing compound biosynthetic process. The transcript has 8 exons. The record is from RefSeq and is a predicted model, not a curated record.